Messenger RNA from Panthera uncia (snow leopard), 6883 nucleotides. RefSeq names its product solute carrier family 25 member 25 (gene SLC25A25). The transcript has 10 exons. Bases 3471 to 4940 code for a protein of 489 amino acids. Gene Ontology annotation, molecular function: calcium ion binding; ATP transmembrane transporter activity. Gene Ontology annotation, biological process: transmembrane transport. Gene Ontology annotation, cellular component: mitochondrial inner membrane. The record is from RefSeq and is a predicted model, not a curated record. Lineage: Eukaryota; Metazoa; Chordata; Mammalia; Carnivora; Felidae.
CCAAACCUCCCUAUAUUGUGAGGUUUUCUAUUCUGUCCUGUGGGAACAGGAUGCCUUUGGAUGGUUCUUUUCCCACCCUCAGGCAGUGUCCUCACAGGCAGGCUGCAUGACUCUAGGAGGGCCCUCAGCAGCUCCCCAGAGCUCACUGUCUGUGCAGUUCCUUCCUCCCUGGUCCUUGGUCCUGCUGUAGCUGCCCUGACCUUCCUGGCCCCCCAGCUGCUUGCCUUCAGCAUGGGGAGAUUGCUGGGCUCUACCUGGGUGCCUUCUCCCUGCAUUACAGCCUGGUAACUCCAGCCAUGAAGCUGGGGCAGGUUGUAGGGCUUGCCUCAUUUGUGUGGAUCUCUCAGGAGUCACUGUCUCGUUGCCUGUUGGCAGAAAGAUGAAUCAGUCCCUGUUAUUCCAUCUGGGCUGCAAAGCCCUAGAGUUUUUGCUCAGUUCUGUGGGAUGGAAGAGCCCAUAAAAUGAAACGCCAGUAAUCUAUUACAUAAGCGAUUUCUCUUGUGUUUGCACAUGGGGGCCCAAAACACUGCUAUGUCCAAUUCGACAGACCCCCUUGUGCCUAAAAACAAGAUUCAUCUUCAUUAAAGGAUUACUAAUUUGUUGAGGGUUUGGGGCUCUGGACUGAUUCUUCUUCAGUAUUAAAACUAUUAAUUUCAUGAACUCGCCAUCACUUUCUGUCAAUAAAAUAGGUAGUGUGAGGGCGCCUGGCUGGCUUACGCAGUGGAGUGCACAACUCUUGAUCUCGAGGUUGUGAGUUCGAGCCCCACGGUAGGUGUAGAGAUUACUUAAAAAUAAUAUCUUUUAAAAAAUAAAAUAGCAUGUACUGUUUAUACAUGCUUUAUAGAUACAUUUUUUAAACGUUUAUUUACUUGUUUUGACAGAGGGAGAGCACGUGAGCAGGGGAGGGGCAGAGAGAAAGGAAGAGAGAGAAUCCCAAGCAGGAUAUGCACUCAGCACAGAGCUGGAUGCAGGGCUCAAUCUCACGAACCUUGAGAUCAUAGCCUGGGCUGAAAUCGAGUCAGACGCUUAACCGACUGAGCCACCCGGGUGUCCCGAGAGCUAAUUAUCUAAUUUCAUGGUUAACAAAUUCUGUGAAGUAAUAAUACAGUUCUUUUACCAUCUCCAUUUUGCACAGAUAUUAAAGCACAGAGAGCUAAAGUAGCUUGACCAACAUUAUUCACGCGACUAGUAAGGGGUUCACAUGUAGGGUCUGGCUCCAAAGACUAUACAUCUAGUCAACACACAAAACUGCUUCAAAAUAAGGUUGGUCCGUGUUUCCAGUGAGAAGGCAACUGAUGCAGGCUCCUCAGCUUUCAGAGCAAGCUUGGCCAUCUUGCUUUCGCUUCUCGUGUUUUCUUUUUAAACAGUUGUAGUUACGUACGUAUGCACGCGUGUGUGGUCAUAACACGCACAUGAUUCAGUUUCACAAGAUCUAAGGAUAUUUGGUGAAAAUAAACCACCUGCCUUUCUCCUCUCGAGCCCCCAAGUGCCCCAGACCAUACUUCAAUUUUUUUUAAUGUUUAUUCGUUUUUGAGAGAACACACAUUUCAUUUUUAUUAAUAUUUAUUAAUAUUUAAAAAGAGCGCCCCUCUUUAAUUUUUAAUGUGUCUUUGCAGAGAUAAUUUGUCACAUAUACACACUGAGAAAUCAAUGGCAGCGUAUUACCCCCUUUCUUCUGCACCUUGCUUUUCUCAUUUAAAAAGAUAUGUGCAAGCCAUUUCAUAACAGUAGGUAGAAAUGUCUUAAUAACAGUUGGAUAGGUGUGGGUGUGCCUGAAUCUUACGUACCUGCUCCUCUUGUCAAGGACCUGGAAGUUGUUUCCAAACUUGUACUAUUAUAAACACAGCUGCAAAAAAUAUAUAUAUCCUCAUAUUUUAUCCUUACAUGUAUAUGUAUCACACAUAUAUCAUAUAUGGGUAUGUGAUUUCCCGUAGGUGCAAAUGUAUCCGCAGGAUAAAUCGCUAAAAGCGGAAUUGUUUUAAAUUUUUUUUUGACGUUUAUUAAUUUUUGAGACAGAGAGAGACAGAGUAUGAAUGGGGGAGGGUCAGAGAGAGGGAGACCCAGAAUCCGAAACAGGCUCCAGGCUCUGAGCUGCCAGCACAGAGCCCGACGCGGGACUCGAACUCACAGACCGUGAGAUCAUGACCUGAGCCUAAGUCGGCUGCUCAACCGACUGAGCCACCCAGGCGCCCCUUAAAGCAGCAUUGUUAUAUCAAAGGAUUUGUGCUUUUGACAUGUGGGAAGCCAUGACUAACUUCCUCGUGGGAGAGGUUGUACUGAUUUACACGCUCACGGCAGCGUGUGAGGGUGCGUGUUUCCGUACACUCUCCCCAACACAGUUCAUGAAAAUUUUCUCACGCUUGUGUUUUUAAAAUAAUGGUUGUGAACACCACUAUCAAAGCGUCGCUUUGCAGGGGGGGGGGGGGAGACUGGUCACUGCUUAUGUUGGCUAGUAAAUUGAGAAACAUUUAAGCAAAUGGAACUUCACUUUUAUUCAUGAUCAUCCACUCCCUCCAGUCUACAGACUUCAUCUGUGCCUGGUUCUGGGUACUAGAGGGAGAAAGAUGUGUGACUUGGCCCCCGUCCUUAAGCAGCUCGUGGUGUAGAGGAAGACAUGGGAGAGUGAGUAGCCCGUAUGGCGUGCGCUGUGCUCGGCAGUUGGAGAGAACAGGCUAAUGGGGCAACGAAGAGCGUUGCUGGAUGUGUCAGGAGGUGUUGCCAGGGUGUAUUGAUCGUGUUAACCUUGAUGGUGAAAGUCAUCCCGGAAACAAGCAGGCGGAGAGGAGGAAGCUGGGCUCCCGCGGGGGUGGGGGGGUGGGUGCAGCACCGGGAGGGUCCUGCGAGAUGGGAGGCUCAUCUGGCUGUUGCCAUCAGCACCUCCCUGCAGAACUGCCGGCCGCAUGCAGGGAAUCGGCCGCCUGUGAUUGGAGGGCCGUUGCUGGUUGGGAUAAUGAACUCGGUAGUGUCGGCAGAGGUGAUUGGCCGCGCCCUGCUGCAGUGAGAUUGCAGACGCAGACGGGGUGCUCGGGUCCGGGUCCUGGCUCGUGUGAUGGUCAUUAGUUGAGCGAGGACUGCUGAAUAAUUGGGACCUCCGAGUUGCUUCUGCCUCCAGGAGAGAUCUGUUGGGCUAUGGCUUUUCGCUUUUUGAAAAAAGCCAAACAUUCGAUCACCAUCCAUCUGCAAGAGUGAGUUUUUAUUGAAGUAUCACCGUCUGCUUGCUCUCUCUCAACGCCAGCAGCUCGGCGGCAGGGCUCUUCCUAGAGGGAGCCCCUUCUCAGGCCAGGCAGGACAGCAGUGCUAGGAAAUUUGAAAAAGCAGGAAACAGCCACUGCAUGCCGAGCUUUCAGCCUCACAGCCCCCCCAGGCUAGUCUUACGAGCAGCCGCGUAGCCAGAGAUCUUUGGUAUUGUGGUCACAUCCCUCCUCACAAGUGGAACAGUCAACCGCCGGCGACACUGGGAGGAAGCCGUGAUGUUGCAGAUGCUGUGGCCUUUUCUGUCCAGCUUUCUCCCUAGGGCUGGGUGCCAAGGCUCCAGAGAGGGGAACGAUAAUGAAGUCAGAGGCACCCCGGCUCCAGCUCGGGGAGACCAGAUGUCAAGCUUUUUGGGGAAACAGGACGGAAGGGCUGAGGCCACGGAAAAGAGACCCACCAUUUUGCUGGUGGUCGGACCUGCAGAGCAAUUUCCUAAGAAAAUCGUGCAAGCUGGAGAUAAAGACCUCGACGGGCAACUCGACUUUGAAGAAUUUGUCCAUUAUCUGCAAGAUCAUGAGAAGAAGCUGAGGCUGGUGUUCAAGAGUUUGGACAAGAAGAAUGAUGGACGAAUCGACGCUCAGGAGAUCAUGCAGUCCCUGCGGGACCUGGGAGUCAAGAUCUCCGAACAGCAGGCAGAAAAAAUUCUCAAGAGCAUGGAUAAAAACGGCACGAUGACCAUCGACUGGAACGAGUGGAGAGACUACCACCUUCUGCAUCCCGUGGAAAACAUCCCCGAGAUCAUCCUGUACUGGAAGCAUUCCACGAUCUUCGAUGUGGGUGAGAAUCUGACGGUCCCCGACGAAUUCACAGUGGAGGAGAGGCAGACGGGGAUGUGGUGGAGACACCUCGUGGCUGGAGGCGGGGCAGGGGCCGUGUCCAGAACUUGCACGGCACCCCUGGACAGACUCAAGGUGCUUAUGCAGGUUCACGCUUCCCGAAGCAACAACAUGUGCAUCGUGGGCGGGUUCACCCAGAUGAUUCGAGAAGGUGGGGCCAAAUCCCUCUGGCGGGGCAACGGCAUCAAUGUCCUCAAAAUUGCCCCUGAGUCGGCCAUCAAAUUCAUGGCCUAUGAACAGAUCAAGCGUCUUGUGGGGAGUGACCAGGAGACUCUGAGGAUUCACGAGAGACUUGUGGCAGGGUCCUUGGCUGGGGCCAUCGCGCAGAGUAGCAUCUAUCCAAUGGAGGUUCUGAAGACCCGGAUGGCCCUGCGCAAGACAGGCCAGUACUCGGGCAUGCUGGACUGUGCCAGGAAGAUCCUGGCCAGAGAAGGGAUGGCCGCCUUCUACAAAGGCUAUGUUCCCAACAUGCUGGGGAUCAUCCCCUACGCUGGGAUAGACCUAGCCGUCUACGAGACGCUCAAGAACGCCUGGCUGCAGCGCUAUGCGGUAAACAGCGCCGACCCUGGUGUAUUUGUGCUCCUGGCCUGUGGCACCAUGUCCAGCACCUGUGGUCAGCUGGCCAGCUACCCACUGGCCCUGGUCAGGACCCGGAUGCAGGCCCAAGCCUCCAUCGAGGGCGCCCCGGAGGUGACCAUGAGCAGCCUCUUCAGACAGAUCCUGCGGACCGAGGGCGCCUUUGGCCUGUACCGGGGGCUGGCCCCCAACUUCAUGAAGGUGAUCCCGGCCGUGAGCAUCAGCUACGUGGUUUACGAGAACCUGAAGAUCACCCUGGGCGUGCAGUCGCGGUGAUGGGACGGGGGUGCGACCCCGCCUCGCUCGGCAGACUCACGGAUCCUGGGCCUGCAGCCCCGGGAUGUUUAGCCAUCUCAUUCUGUGAAUGUGCCAACACUAAGCUGACUGAAGCCAAGCUGUGAAAAGCCUGGGGUGCGCCCGCAAGGGAGUAGGGGAAGGCCUGGCAGGCUCACCGGCUGUGUCCCGCUGACCCUGGCCGACUGUCACGUCCGCUCCGGCGGGGGGGGUAGCAGGACACAGGCACACGCACACAGGGACAGGACGCUUCCUGCGGUGCCUGCCGAGAUAGCAGGGCUCGGAACCGGCUUGGUUCUUCCAUCUUGCAGCCAGACCACCAGCCGCGGGCCUUGCCCCCUGGCCUGCUGGGCGCCUACCCCGCGCCCGCCUUCCUUCCUUCCUCGCUGCUGUGUUAAUAUGGUAGGAGGAGGGCUACCAGCCCACUCCCCAUGUUACUGCUUGCUCCUCUCGCCUCAGUCCGUGGGGACCUCACACCUGGCUUCCUGGCCCACAGUGUCACCUCUGGCCAGGUUGUGCCGGGAAGAGGGAGGAGUCUGGCUUUUGUGCGCACCCUCUUCUGAGCCCUGCUGUUGGCUUCUGAGCUCACCAACGGACGGGCACCUGGGUGUGCGUGUGCAUGCAGGGGGCAAGGCCACGCCCCGCCAUUGGCCGCCUGGCAUCCUGGUGCAUGGCUUCACGGAAGGCACGUGCUGGGUCCCGCAACGCAGAAAGCCUCUGCUCCGGCUGCCGGGGUGUCUUGGUGCUCUGAGCUGGCCCCAGACUCCGUCAGGACUGGCACCAACUCAGAACCAACCCCCGUCCCCUGCUCUGGAGUGAGAGCGGUGAGGCGUCAUGUAGCUGCGGGAAGGGAAGCCGCUGCCGGGGGUCCGCGCGUCCUGGGGAGAGAAGGAAAAGGUUUUUAAAGGCCUUAAUUAUAUAUCAUUGGGAAAAGGGUUUUGUUCAGAAGGGCACACUGGACAAAUGUGCAAGUUCUGUGCUUCCAGAGGGAAGACAGAGGGGGUAGAAAGCCUGGCCGACUGCAUUAAAGUCUGUUUCUGACGCCCCCUGGGGAUUCGUGUCCAAUCCCAAUCGGGGCAAAGUGGGACCAGCCUCACAUUCCACCGAUGCAGGGCGUCACAGUGCUUGGAGCCUAUUUAUUUCAUAUUUAUUUGAACAGAGUUCUGUCCUAACUAUUUUUAUAGACUUGUUUAAUUAAUAGCCUGUCAUUUUCAAGUUCAUUUUGUAUUCAUAUUUAUGUUCAUGGUUGGUUGUACCUUCCCAGCACCCUCCAGGUGGGGUGGGGAGAGGAAGGAGGGGCCGUGGGAGUGACCUUUCCCGCCGCUGGCCGCACUGUCGUCAAGUCUGUCCAAAGAAAUGCCUCGGAACUGGCGACAGAAGAAAGGUCAGGGCGGGAGGGCCCUGGUCAUGGGGAGGUGGCUCCUGGCAGGUUGGAGCAGGGCUUGCACCCAGGAAGAGCCUUAGGAUCUGAGGGUCUGACCGGGGGCAGGAAGAGUGGCAGAAAUCUCCACUCCGUUGAGCGUGGAAGUCCAGAUCAUUUCUUGGGCUGGGAGGAUCUCUUGUUUCAGCCUUUAGACUGACUAGGCGCUGAGGGGCCUAUCACUGUGAGUUUGGGGUGGGGGCUCCAGGAGAGGGCGGCCAGCUCCCCGCCCCCGCCUGUGAAGUGGGCUCCCUCCCCCCCAGGCCCCCCCUCCCCCCCACCACUCCUGCUCAGCAGUGCUGGUCAACUUGGCGACUUCACGGUCGCGCUUCUGUUCCACCAGAAUGGCCUGGUGAGGACAAUUCAAAUAGGAUGCAAAGAUCAAUGCAAAAAUUACUGUUUUAUCUAAAUCUAGGGAUAACUGGAAUUUGUGAAAAAGCAUAUUAAGACAGAAUUGGAAGUUGUCCUUUAAAACAGCCUUCUAAUAAAGUUGUUUCAAAGCUGA